This is a messenger RNA of Aspergillus ibericus CBS 121593, 1202 nucleotides long. Its product is annotated as branched-chain amino acid aminotransferase. The record is from RefSeq and is a predicted model, not a curated record. Gene Ontology annotation, molecular function: branched-chain-amino-acid:2-oxoglutarate transaminase activity. Bases 42 to 1202 code for a protein of 386 amino acids. Gene Ontology annotation, biological process: branched-chain amino acid metabolic process. The transcript is spliced from 5 exons. Lineage: Eukaryota; Fungi; Ascomycota; Eurotiomycetes; Eurotiales; Aspergillaceae.
CUCGACACAAUCCAGCCAGCACCGCACCGCACAACAACACAAUGACCUUUGCACCUCCCGCAGCCGACCUUGACUGGUCCAAACUCGGCCUUGCCGUGACCGACAUCGUCAACGGCCACGUCGAAUGCCACUACAACCCAGCAACCCAAACCUGGGGUGCCCCGACCUUCGUGGAAGACCCCUACCUCCGCAUCCACGGUCUCUCCACGGGUCUCAACUACGGCCAACAAAUCUACGAAGGCCUGAAAGCCACCCGCUCCCCCACCAACGAAAUCCUCCUCUUCCGCGCCCCCAAACACGCCACUCGAAUGGUCCACUCCGCAACCCUCGUCUCCAUCCCUCCCAUCCCCCCAACCCUCUUCCUCGACGCCAUCCGUCUCGCCGUCUCCGAAAACGCCCCCUUCGUGCCUCCCCACUCCAGCAACGCCGCGCUGUACAUCCGUCCCCUCGCCUUCGGCACAGGCGGGCACUUCGCACUCACUCCGCCCCCGAAUUACCUCUUUGCCGUGUACGUCCAACCCUUCGGGACCUACCACGGGACGUCCGCAGCGGAUGCAUUGGUCAUCGAGGAAUUCGAUCGUGCGGCGCCGAGAGGGACAGGGAAUGGUAAGGUGGGGGGGAAUUAUGCGCCUGUGAUGCGGUUCACGGAGAAGGCGAGGGCGGAGGGGUUUCCGCUCACGUUGCAUUUGGAUAGUUUGACGCAGAUGGAGGUGGAUGAGUUUUCGACGAGUGGGUUUUUGGGCAUUCGGAAGGAUGAAGAGGGGAAGGUGACGUUGGUGGUGCCGGAUAGUGGGAGUGUGAUUGAGAGUGUGACGAGUGAUUCGGUGCAGGGGAUUGCGAGAGUGUUGGGGUGGGGGGUGGAGAAACGGAGGAUUCCGUGGGAUACUGUGGGCCAGUUUACGGAGGUUAUGGCUGCGGGCACUGCGGCUGCCGUGGUGCCCAUUCGGUCGAUUACGAGACGGUCGACUGGGGAGAAGUUGGAGUUUGAGAGUGGGCCGUUGUGUUUGGAGUUGUUGACUCGGUUGAGGAAGAUUCAGCGGGGAGAGGGGGGAGAGGAGUUUGCGGAUUGGGUUGAGGCGGUUAAGGCGCCGGAGACGGUGUAUGAGAAGUAUGGUGUGAAGGAGGGCACCAAUGGGGUUGCUAAGGAGAUCUCGAAUGGUGUCACUAAUGGGUCGAACGGGGUUAGCAAUGGUGUUCAUUAG